Molecule: messenger RNA, 2460 nt
Organism: Acanthochromis polyacanthus (spiny chromis)
Lineage: Eukaryota; Metazoa; Chordata; Actinopteri; Pomacentridae
Gene: smpd4
Product: sphingomyelin phosphodiesterase 4
Biological process (GO): glycerophospholipid catabolic process; ceramide biosynthetic process; sphingomyelin catabolic process
Molecular function (GO): sphingomyelin phosphodiesterase D activity
Source: RefSeq, a predicted model, not a curated record
GCUGGUGUCAGUAAAGAGCAGCGACACGCUACCAUCAUCCUGCAGUAAAACACCACCGACGAAGAAGAAGCAGCAGUUUGAACUGAACUGAUGGAAACGCGGUUGUUUCUCCAACAGCCGUAAAUCUGAACAAACUGUCCGGACGGAAGGUGGUUUAAACAGCAGCAGAGAUACACCUGAGGUUCCUCCAUGGCUGCUUCGACCUUACAGCAGCCCAGCUUCCUCCUGGCCAACCUUAAGGCGGAUUCCACCACCAAACCUCUCCUGCAGCGAUGCCAGGAUCUGGUGAAGAUCAUCGACGAGUAUCCAGCUAAGGAGCUGCAUGUGAUCUUCCCCUGGCUGGUAGAGUGUGUGUUCGGCAGUCUGGAUGGGAUCAUCUCUGGAUGGAACCUGAGACUCCUUCACUGUCGGAGCAACGAGUACGGCGUGGUGAUGGAGUUCCUGAACCCCAGCGGUCCCAUGAUGAAACUGGUUUACAAACUCCAAGCAGAAGAAUACAAAUAUGAAAUCCCCAUCAACUAUCUGCCGGGUCCAGUGAAGGCCUGCAUCCAGGAAGGAGUUCUCCCCGACUGUCCUCUGUUCCACAACAAGCUGCAGUUUCCUCUGUCUGGUCUGCUGACUCUGAACAUCGCUCUCAAUCCGUUUGAAUUCUUCAUGUUUAACUUCGCCUCCUGUCUCAUCACGCCAAAGAACUUCCCUCUGGGCCAACAUGUCAGCUCCACAGACUCCGCCUACUUUGUCCUGGUGGACAGCUACCUGAAGUAUUUCCUCCCCAGUGAAGGAAAUGUUCCUCCGUCUCCGUUCUCCGACUCCAGAGGUUCGGUUACAGCUCCAUCACCCAGGUCCUCCAGCGUUUCCUUCACUGGUUACGGCGUCCACAGUCCCAGUCUGCUGAAGCAUCACAUCUUCCAUCAGCCGUCGGUGAACGCCGACCCAGCAGCCCAGGAGAUCUGGAGGACUGAAACGCUGCUGCAGAUGUUUGUGGAGGUGUGGCUCCAUCACUACUCCCUGGAGAUGUACCAGAAGCUGCAGUCUCCUCAGGUAAAGCUGGCGCUGCUGCAGUACCGCCUCAGUAUGUCCAGCAUGCCGUACCAACCCCACGCCCCACCAGGCUCUGGGACCCUCCACACCUACCAAGAGCCCUUCAGCCCGACGGAGGAGCACGUGUUGGUGGUUCGACUCCUGGUCAAACAUCUGCACGCCUUCUCCAACAGCCUGAAGCCCGAGCAGCUGUCGUCCUCGCCGUCGGCCCACUCCCACACCAGCCCCCUGGAGGAGUUCAAGAGAGUUGUGGUGCAGCGUUUUGUGCAGCAGAAGCUCUACCUGUUUCUCCAGCACUGCUUCGGUCACUGGCCUCUGGACGCAUCUUUCAGAGCGGUUUUGGAAACGUGGCUGAGCUACGUCCAGCCGUGGAGGUACACAGGAGAGAAGACCGGCACUCAGCCCGACCAGAACAGAACAGAAAACAGAACCGUACCUGACAAAUGGGAAUCCUUCGUCCAGGAGAACCUGCUCGUGUACACGAAGCUCUUCCAGGUGUUCCUGAACCGAGCCGUAAGAACGGAUCUGGUCAACGCCAAAAAUGCACUGAUGGUGUUCAGGGUGGCCAAAGUGUUCGCUCAGCCCAACCUGGCAGAAAUGAUCCUGAAAGGAGAGCAGCUGUUUCUGGAGCCCGAACACGUCCUCCAUCACCGGCAGCCCCGCGGCUACCUGACGCCGGGUCAGGGAGGCAGCUACCUGUCGUCACGGCAACGGGUGGUGACGGACAUGGUGUUCAGGGUGAAGAGUCACGUCUACGCUCUGGAGGGGCAGGACUGUCAGUACAAGCAGAUGUUCGGCACCGAGCUCCGAGCAGCGGUCAUGAACUUAAUCCAGAUCAUCGCACAAGCCAGACAGACGGCCAAGAGGAUAUCGGAUCACUCCAGCGAGGUGGCGGCGAACAACUCCUUCCUGUCCUGGUUCGGACUCGCCUCGGAUCUCAACAGCACGUCCGGCGCCGAGCCCGAAGAGAGCGGAGAAUCUGAAAAGACCCACGAAUUCCUGGACAGAGCUCUGGAAAACCUCUGUCAGAUCUUUAAGCUGAACCAGGGUCAGCUGACUCAGCUCAUAUCAAACCUGGGCUCCUCCCAGGAUGACGAACUGCAACCAGCUUCCCGACUGCAUCCAGAGCGACAGCGGGCUGAUCCUGACGACCUGGGCAGGAGGCAGGUCGAUAUUAACGGACGCGGAGGUUUGACGUCCCGAUCAAGGAGACCCGGAGCUGCAGCCCAUCAGGACUACGAGAACGCCCUGCUGGUCAGGCUGUUCUACCAGAUCUCCUGCCUGGUCAACCACAGGAAAAGAGGCCGAGAUGUGGAGCAGCAGAUCACAUCCCAGCAGGAGACUGAAGAGAGUCGAGUCAAAAGGCUUCAGGAGAAGCUGAAGCAGGAGAUCAGAGAUCUGAAGAGGAAAGACGGCUGA